Messenger RNA from Engraulis encrasicolus (European anchovy), 3561 nucleotides. RefSeq names its product MAP7 domain-containing protein 1-like. Gene Ontology annotation, molecular function: DNA binding. Gene Ontology annotation, biological process: regulation of DNA-templated transcription. NCBI's taxonomy places the organism in Eukaryota, Metazoa, Chordata, Actinopteri, Clupeiformes, Engraulidae. The record is from RefSeq and is a predicted model, not a curated record. Gene Ontology annotation, cellular component: chromatin; nucleus. The coding region runs from base 197 to 2392 and encodes 731 amino acids. The transcript has 3 exons.
UCCAGUUUCUCUGAUUCAACCGACAGAAGCAAAGCAAAGAAGAGCCCGCUGCAAGCUGGUCACAGCCAAUUCAAAUAUUGAGAAGUGAGGGCGCCAUUAUUUUCCCAACGCACGACUUGGAACAGUCCAUAAAAGAACUGUGUGUGAUACAGAGGGGCCACGUCGUCUAACCAGCUGUCCUGCUACCUGAGCGGAGAUGACUGCAGAGGAAGCCGGGGAAGCGGCUUUGGCCAAUGGCAGCCCGCCCGCCAAACGUGGAAGAGGUCGCCCCAAAGGCAAGCCCAACGAGACCAAUCUCAACUUGCUUACCAGGACCAUCCCCCGGGUGCCCAAGGAGGUCCUGCUGUCCAGCGCAGCCUCCACUCCCACCAAGAAGUCGCGUCCGACCGGGCGACCGAAGAAGAGGCCCCGUGGUCGGCCGAGGAAGACUCCGCUGUCCCCGGAGGAGGUCGAGAUCCGGGAGCGGAAGAACAAGUACCGCAAGUGGAAGCCCCUCGGGAGGCCGCGCAUCCACCCCGUAGGGCUCGCCAAAAAGAAGAAGGGCAAGCCGGGACGCCCACGCAAGUAUCCCCAGUCCCCCAGUCGUGCCACCGUCAUGCGUUCACCAACGACAACAACAGCAGAAGGGUCGGAGGUUAAAAGACGACCGGGUAGGCCACUCUGGCUGAACAAACCCCGUGGGACGAAAUUAAGCCAUAAGAAGACUCACACGACUCCUCGUCCUGUAGGGGCAGUGCCACGCAAGAGGGGCCGGCCACCCGGAAGUGGCUAUCUCCAGAAGAUGCAGCAGCAGCAAGACGCAGAUGUCUCUUCGCCUCCGAGAAAGAGAGGCAGGCCACCAGGCAGCAAGACUCCUGAGGUAGAGAAACCCAAGUCGGGCAGGAAAAGGGGCCGGCCAUCGAAGAAGAGGCUCGCAUUUGAGAAGUCUGUAGAAGACGGCGUGGAAGCUGUGGAGGCUGAGGCUGAAGCUGUGGAGGCUGAAGCUGUGGAGGCUGAAGCUGUGGAGGCUGAGGCUGAAGCUGUGGAGGCUGAGGCUGAAGCUGUGCAGGAUGAAGCUGUGGCUGAGCAGGCUGUGGCUGUGGAGGCUGAGCAGGCUGUGGAGGCUGAGCAGGCUGUGGCUGUGGAGGCUGAGCAGGCUGUGGCUGUGGAGGCUGAGCAGGCUAUGGCUGUGGAGGCUGAGCAGGCUGUGGCUGUGGAGGCUGAGCAGGCUAUGGCUGUGGAGGCGGUGACUGUGGAGGCGGUGACUGUGGAGGCAACACCAGCAGCAGGCAGGAAAAGCCGCUCAAAGAGGAAGAAAUGUAGAGGGGCCACGUCGUCUAACCCUGCUAGCGGAGCGGAGAUGACUGCGGAGGAAGCCGGGGAAGCGGCUUUGGCCAAUGGCAGCCCGCCCGCCAAACGCGGAAGAGGUCGCCCCAAAGGCUCGCCCAACAAGACCAAUUUCAACUUGUUUCCCAGGACCAUCACCCGGGUGCCCAAGGUGGUCGAGCUGUUCAGCGCCUCCACUCCCACCAAGAAGUCGCGUCAGCCCGGGCGACCCAAGAAGAAGCUCCCUGGUCGGCCGAGGAAGACUCCGCUGUCCCCGGAGGAGGUCGAGAUCCGGGAGCGGAAGAACAAGCGCCGUAAGUCGAAGCCCCUCGGUAGGCCGCGCAUCCAUCCCGUAGGGCUCGCCAAAAAGAAGAAGGGCAAGCCGGGGCGCCCUGGGCGCCCACGCAAGUAUCCCCAGUCCCCCAGUCGUGCCUCAAAGCCUGCCACCGUCAUGCGUUCACCAACGACGACAACAACCGCAGAAGGGUCGGAGGUUAAAAGAGGACGGGGUAGGCCACCCGGCUCGCCGAACAAACGCCGCGGGACGAAUUUCAGCCAUAAGAAGACUCACACGACUCCUCUUCCUGUAGGGGCAGUGCCACGCAAGAGGGGCCGGCCACCCGGAAGUGGCAAAAUCCAGAAGAGGCAGAAGCAAGACGCAGAUGGCUCUUCGCCUCCGAGAAAGAGAGGCAGGCCACCAGGCAGCAAGACACCUAAGGUAGAGAAACCCAAGUCGGGCAGGAAAAGGGGCAGGCCAUCAGGGUCCUUUGGAAAGAAGAAGAGGCUCGCAUUGGGGAAGUCUGUAGAAGACGGUGUGGAAAUAGAACUAGAAGAGGAGCAGGAAGUGGAGGCGGGACAAGCAACCGCAGCAGCCAAUGGGGACACAGAGUUGGCACCUGUGGAGGACGAUGAGGCAGAACUUGGGGCUGGGGGUGGUGAGGAGGGUGGGGCUGAGGUUGGGGAGGCUGAAGCUGUGGAGGCUGAGGCUGAAGCUGUGGAGGCUGAGGCUGAGGUUGUGGAGGCUGAGGUUGUGGAGGCAACACCACCAGCAGCAGGCAGGAAAAGCGGCUCAAAGAGGAAGAAAUGAGCUUGGGGGUUGAAAGAGGAGAGAAAAAAGCCUAGAAGAGUUGACUUUGCCAACAUUUUUUUUUGUUAAAAGUCAAAUCAAGUUCAACUGUAUAUCUUAUGUUUGUUAUAUUGUCCUCAAAUGUCAGUGCAUAACCUGCAGCAGCUUAUGUCCUAUACUCUAAUGCAGACAGAUUGUAUUGACCUGAUCACGAUGACCAUCCCCUUUGCAAGCAAUUAUAAUGUAGGUUUACUCCAGAGAACAAGAUAUACAAUCUCCAUUACAUUAACUUGUAUUUAGACAUGUGUGAUGACAAGUUGACAUUCAAGAAAUUUAAAUCCAACACCAAAAGCCAGAAUAGACAGAAUAGGAAUUAAGUGUGCCAAAAGUGUUGCGCAAAACGUAAGCUACAGCACCUCUCAGUUUCUGUCAGCUUUGCUGACGGGUACUGUGUUUGUGAAUGUUUUGAAAAUCCCAGUAACAAGAUUUAUUUUAUAUUUAAAAGGAGAAAGAAAUGGUCCUCAAAAACUUAAAGAUAUGAACUGUGAUACAUUUAAGAAGGAAGAUGUUGAGUAGCAGUUGACUCAUUUUAUGUGAAAACAUGUACCCCCUUUUAUGCUGUUUUUGUUUGUCAAUUCUUUUAAAAAAAGUUUUAUUUGAUAUUCUUUGUUGUUCAAGCUAGCGUUGGCCUAUAUUUUUUUAAAGCUUGUUUGUAAGUGCUUGUAAGGUUGCAUUGUAAAGGGAAGCGAUUAAAAAAACAGUAUUUUGGAAACGACCAGCUGAGCAUUUCAAGGAAAAUGAAAAACGAUUUUGUGCUUUGCCCUGACACUCGAAAUUAUUUUCUGUAAAACAAAAAGUGUACAACUAAGUUUACUUCAAUGGAUUAUAUUGUCUUCUCACUAAUCUCAAGAAAUUGCUGGUCAGUGUUGCAAGAGAAUGAAAUGUCAUUGGCUUAAUAAGAUGUGUUUUAGUUCCCUCUAGUGGUAGGUCUAUUGGUGCAGUGUUCAACACUGGUGUGCGUGCUGUUUUGUAGAUAAAUUACGUCCAACUAAAUGGUUCUCACCUCUAAGAAUGUGUUAAGUUUAACUCUUAUUUUGACUAGCAUGUUUAAUUUCUAUAACAACAUAGUGUAUGUGUCAUUUAGUGUUAUAGCCCCUUCAAAUGAAUAAAGUAUAUUUCUGUGUUUAACA